UUGCAGCCCAUGGUCGCGUUGAUUCCAUAGCAAAGAUUUGUUCCUACACGCAACUGCUGCAUUCGCAAAUAAACAGUAAAUAGAAAAAAGCCUUCAUGCACGUGUCUGCUCCUAACACUCUGUACGAUUUUUAUUCAUUUAUUUAUUUAUUUAUUUUAUUUCAGGGUUCUGUUGACUUGUACUGAUUUAUUAUCUCUCAAAAGGGAGCAUCAUCUUUGCUAGAUAUGUUUUUGUACCUCGAGUCAGCUACACACCUCGAUGUGUCCUCGAACUCAGGCAUGGGAUUCGGGAUUCUCAGGUUGGCUGUCACUGUCACACCUCCUUCGACAGGUAAGAUUUGAAUAUUUUUUCACACUGCACAUGAAAUCAUACUGCCCAAUGAGUUGUGAAAUAAAUAUUUCAGCUAGGCCUAUAAUAUUGUAGAGAUGAUUAUUUUAAUCAAGUAAAGAAUGCUGUACAUGUAAAUGGAUUUGGAGGGUCACUUUGUGAUUCACAGUAUUCAUUAACAAAAACUAAACAUUUUAAGCCAUGUAAAUAUGGUAUCAAACAAUUGAUAUCUUUGAUGCAUUUUAAGGUGGUACAGCUUAAAAAAAUCUUAUAUUCUUUAAAUUACUGCACACUGUCUUGGCAAUGACAUUUUAUCUUAAAAGUAAACUAAUUCGACUAAAAAUGCAAACAGCUUCCUUCAUUUUUAAGUUCUAUAACAUGCCUCAUGCAUCAUUAAGUGUGAACCGAUACCUCACAGUGGUAUUCAGAUUGAAUUGGAAGCAAUGAAUUACCAUGCAUCAAAGAUGAAAAUGUCCGCACUGCUGAAUAAAGCCACAUUCACACUUUGAUUUUAAUGGACAUCAUUAUAGUCCUCGUAAAACUCCUGACAAUAUGUGUUCAUUUAGCAACAGCUCUAGAUGAAAGACGGCAUCACCUCAUGGUGAUGAGGACUUCAAUGGUAAAAACCAAAGGCAUGCUCUCAGGCGGUAUUAUAUGAGAUCAAUCAAAAUCUCCCAAGAAAGGGAGAGAAGAAAAAAAUCUGGACAUUUUUGAAGUGGUGGACUAAAGGAUGAAACUCCGGAAUGGCCUGCAGAUCUUUGGGAACCUCCCGUCAGAAUUGUUUUCCAGUUUUGACGUUUCUGCUUCUGUAGACAGGAGUGGAUGCCUGUGGAGGCUGGAUGCUUGCAACAUGCCUAUGGUGGACUACGCCGCACAGGCCUUGUCAAAAGCCCUUCUCACCAGCAGGCUGACAGUGCUACACCUUGAAAACACUUGCCUGAGCGCAAACCUCUCUUCACACUUGGAGCUUUACCUCUCUGAAAACAACCUCAACACCUACCAGGACUCCCUUCAACUUGGCGACCUCCUCAAAUACAACAGCACUCUUAAAACCUUGGACCUGGGCAACAAUACCAUGUCUGACUCAGGUUUUGAGGAGAUUUGUGAUGCUUUGAGCUUUCAGAAGACUGGUUUGAGAACGCUGAUACUGAGUAACAAUCACAUCACUCAUCUUGGCAUGAGCCAUUUACAGAAUGUUCUGCCCCGCUUUAAAACGCUCGAAACGUUGAACCUUGGGAAAAACAACCUCGAGAACAGAGGCAUUCACACGUUAAAGGAGUCCCUCAUGAUCAAUCGCUCUUUAUUGCAACUUGGCCUAGCUUCCACAGGAAUAUCAUGCGAGGGUGCUGUGACUUUGGCAGAGAUCCUUGCAGAGAGUCCACAUAUCCAGCGUUUGGAUGUACGGCAGAACCAGGUGCUUGUUGGGGGCCUCAUGGCUCUGUCGUUGGCCCUAAAGAUCAACCGUUCACUCAUCAGACUGGAUCUAGACCAACAUCUGAAAGAGGAAAAGGAGGACUUCCUGGUCGAAACGCAGAAGACGCUGCUGAGCAGGAUCUCCAAUCUGUGCACGGCGAACGCGACGGCCGCCAAGGGAUUGGCCCCCCUGGUGUCUGCCUCCCUCCUCCUCUCGGCACGGGGCAGGGGCAGAUUGACAGAACAGCAUGGGGGCAAGCGCCGCUGUGCCAACAGCCCCCCCACGCUCUACCUGAUGUUUUUAACAAAGGCUUCCAUCUCACCAACUCCGCUGCCACACAUCGCCCAGCCAGCUUCAACCCACCCCGACUCUGGAACAAACAGACUUUGA
This is a messenger RNA of Carassius carassius (crucian carp), 2131 nucleotides long. RefSeq names its product protein phosphatase 1 regulatory subunit 37. The transcript has 8 exons. The record is from RefSeq and is a predicted model, not a curated record. Gene Ontology annotation, molecular function: protein binding. Lineage: Eukaryota; Metazoa; Chordata; Actinopteri; Cypriniformes; Cyprinidae. The coding region runs from base 1058 to 2131 and encodes 357 amino acids.